UUAAUUAAUUAUUAAUUAUUUCUCCUGCUCCCUCAAACUACCCAGAUGUCCUCCGCCUCUUCCCUUCUCCUCUUCCUCUUCCUCUCCUCCGCCGCCUCCGCCACCACCGCUGGCGACAUCUCCGACCUCCUCCGCCUCGCGAGAGGAGACUCCGACCUCCUCCUCACCAUCCGUCGUCAGAUUCAUCGCCACCCUGAGCUCCGCUUUCAAGAACACAACACCAGUGCCCUUAUCCGCCACCAUCUCGACCUCCUCGGGAUCCCCUACUCCUACCCCGUCGCCGGCACCGGCGUCGUAGCCACCGUUGGAUCCGGCGAGCCCCCCGUCGUCGCUCUCCGUGCUGACAUGGACGCCCUCCCUCUCCAGGAAAUGGUGGAGUGGGAGCAUAAGAGUACGGUGGACGGGGUGAUGCAUGGGUGUGGGCAUGAUGCACAUGUCGCGAUGUUGCUCGGAGCUGCGAAGUUGCUGAAUCAGAGGAAGGACAAGCUGAAGGUAGUGAAUUUUUUCGAUUUUGAGUUUCCUCAUUUACCGAGUAGACUAUAUGAUCUUCAACUAGCAUUUGCUCUCGAUCGAUUGGAGGUGACUUUGUCAGGGUGA
This is a messenger RNA of Asparagus officinalis (garden asparagus), 597 nucleotides long. Its product is annotated as IAA-amino acid hydrolase ILR1-like 3. The record is from RefSeq and is a predicted model, not a curated record. Gene Ontology annotation, molecular function: IAA-Ala conjugate hydrolase activity. Gene Ontology annotation, cellular component: endoplasmic reticulum. Lineage: Eukaryota; Viridiplantae; Streptophyta; Magnoliopsida; Asparagales; Asparagaceae. The coding region runs from base 46 to 597 and encodes 183 amino acids. Gene Ontology annotation, biological process: auxin metabolic process. The transcript has 3 exons.